ACAGUUACCAACAGGAAACAUGAAGUUCGCAGUUCUGGUUUUCUUCUUCGUCGCCCUCGUGGCAGUCGCUUCAGCGCAGCGGUCUCUGAUGAACGUGGCCUACAACUGCCUGGUUAACACUUACACGAACUACCGUGCAGUGACGCUUGGAGAAUUGGCCAACUGGACUCUGAGAGGACUCAUCAAUACCUUAGUCAGACUGGACCAUGGCCUCUACAGAUUACAAUUACUAUAGACAUUUCAAGUGUUUAUGUAAUAUAUCAAUAUAUUUUUAAUAAAAUAACUUAUUAAAUACUU
Molecule: messenger RNA, 297 nt
Organism: Nezara viridula (southern green stink bug)
Lineage: Eukaryota; Metazoa; Arthropoda; Insecta; Hemiptera; Pentatomidae
Source: the annotation of a GenBank genome assembly